GUGUUCAAGAUGAGUGGGAUGGGAGAAAAUACCUCUGACCCAUCCAGGGCAGAGUCAAGAAAGCGCAAGGAUCCUGAUCAGCUUGGACCCAGCCCUAAGAGAAGCACUGAGAAACGCAAUCGUGAGCAAGAGAAUAAAUACAUAGAAGAACUUGCAGAGCUGAUUUUUGCGAAUUUUAAUGAUAUUGACAACUUUAACUUUAAACCUGACAAAUGUGCAAUCUUGAAAGAAACUGUGAAGCAAAUUCGUCAGAUAAAAGAACAAGAAAAAGCAGCAGCAGCUAAUGAAGAUGAAGUGCAAAAAGCAGAUGUGUCAUCUACGGGUCAGAGUGUCAUCGACAAGGAUGCACUUGGACCAAUGAUGCUUGAGGCCCUGGAUGGGUUCUUCUUUGUAGUGAACCCAGAAGGUAACGUUGUGUUUGUUUCGGAGAAUGUGACGCAGUACUUAAGGUACAACCAAGAAGAGCUGAUGAACACAAGCAUAUAUAGCAUCCUGCAUGUAGGGGACCACAAUGAAUUUGUUAAAAUCCUGCUGCCCAAAUCUUUAGUGAAUGGGGGAUCUUGGUCUGGUGACACUCCUAGGCGUAAUAGCCAUACCUUCAACUGUCGGAUGCUUGUAAAACCGCUUGCUGAUUCUGAAGAAGGCCAUGAUAAUCAGGAAGCACAUCAGAAAUAUGAAACUAUGCAGUGCUUUGCUGUUUCUCAACCAAAUUCCUUCAAGGAGGACGGUGAAGAUUUGCAGUCUUGCUUGAUUUGUGUUGCAAGAAGAGCUCCGAUGAAGGAAAGGCCUCUUCUUCCUUCGUCAGAGAGCUUUACUACCCGCCAGGAUCUACAGGGCAAAAUAACUUCACUGGAUACUAGUAGCAUGCGAGCAGCUAUGAAACCUGGCUGGGAAGAUUUGGUGAGAAGAUGUAUUCAGAGGUUCCAUUCGCAGCAUGAGGGAGAAAUAUCUUUUGCCAAAAGGCACCACCAGGAAGUGCUGAGGCAGGGACUAGCAUUUAGUCCUGUUUAUCGGUUUUCCUUGUCGGAUGGCACUAUAGUUUCUGCCCAAACCAAGAGCAAACUCAUCCGUUCUCAGACUACUAGUGAACCUCAGCUCGUCAUCUCCUUGCAUAUGCUUCACAGAGAGCAGAAUGUCUGUGGAAUGAAUCAGGAUUUGACUGGACAAGGAAUGGGAAAGAUACUGAACCCAAUCAGCUCCAGCAGCCCUGCCCAUCAGGCCAUGUGCAGUGGGAACCCAGGUCAGGAUAUGACCAUCAGUAGCAAUAUGAAUUUUGCCAUAAAUGGCCCAAAGGAACAAAUGGGCAUGCCAGCAGGCAGAUUUGGUGGUGGUUCAGGGGGAAUGAACCAUGUAUCAAGCAUCCAAGCAUCCACUCCUCAGGGUAGUAACUAUGCACUAAAAAUGAAUAGCCCCUCUCAAAGCAGCCCCGGCAUGAACCCAGGGCAGCCAAACUCUAUGCUUUCCCCAAGGCAUCGUGUGAGCCCUGGAGUGGCAGGCAGUCCUCGAAUCCCACCUAGUCAGUUCUCCCCUGCAGGAAGCUUGCAUUCACCCGUGGGAGUUUGCAGCAGCACAGGAAAUAGCCAUAACUACACCAACAGUUCCCUGAAUGCCCUUCAGGCCCUCAGUGAGGGCCAUGGAGUUUCUCUAGGAUCGUCGUUGGCUUCACCUGACCUAAAAGUGGGAAAUUUACAAAAUUCCCCUGUGAAUAUGAACCCUCCCCAGUUAAGCAAGAUGGGAAGCCUGGACUCUAAAGACUGCUUUGGACUCUAUGGGGAGCAAUCAGAAGGUACAACUGGACAAACAGAGAGCAGCUGCCAUUCAGGAGAACAGAAAGAUAACAGUGAGAGCAGCGUGCCACCGGUAGUGAGUGGCGAGAGACCUGAUGGACAGAAUAAGCUGCAUGACGGAAAAAGCCAGACAAAGCUCUUACAGUUGCUGACCACCAAAUCAGAUCAGAUGGAGCCUUCGCCUUUGUCCAGUACUAUGGGAGAUAUCAGCAAGGACUCCACGGGAGGGUUGCCUGGGUCUGGUUCAGCACAUGGAACCUCACUCAAGGAGAAGCAUAAAAUUUUGCACAGACUAUUACAGGACAGUAGUUCUCCUGUAGAUUUGGCCAAGCUCACAGCAGAGGCCACAGGAAAAGAACUGAACCAGGAGUCCAGUAGCACAGCUCCUGGUUCAGAGGUGACUGUUAAACAGGAGCCAGUGAGUCCUAAGAAGAAUAAUAAUGCACUACUUCGCUACUUGCUAGAUAAAGAUGAUACUAAAGAUAUUGGUUUACCAGACAUACCCCCAAAACUGGAGCGGUUGGACAGUAAGACAGACCCUUCCGGUAGCACAAAGUUAAUACCUAUGAGGACGGAAAAAGAAGAGAUAAGCUUUGAGCCUAAUGAACAGCCAGGCAGCGAGUUGGAUAACUUGGAGGAGAUCCUGGAUGACCUACAGAACAGCCAGCUACCGCAGCUUUUCCCAGAGAGCCGCCCAGGCGCGCCGGCAGCCUCGGUCGACAAGCAAGCCAUCAUCAAUGACCUCAUGCAGCUCACCAGUGACAGCAGCCCCGGCACGGCUGUGGCCACCCAGAAACCAGCAAUGAGGAUUUCACAGAGCACUUUUAAUAACCCACGAGCAGGGCAACUGGGCAGGUUAUUACCAAACCAGAAUCUACCACUUGACAUCACACUGCAGAACCCAACAGGUGCAGGAGCCUUCCCACCCAUAAGGACAAGUAGCCCAUAUUCAGUGAUACCUCAGCCAGGACUGAUGGGCAGGAAUGAAGGGAUGAUAGGAAGUCAAGGAGCUUUGGGAAACAGUAGCACAGGAAUGAUCAGUGGUAGUGCCCCGCGACCUGCUAUGACAUCUGGAGAGUGGGGAAGCCAGGCUUCUGCUGUGAGGGUGACAUGCGCGCCCACCGCCAACGCCAUGAACAGGCCGGUGCAGGCAGGCCUGAUCCGCAAUCCCACAGCCAGCAUCCCCUUGAGACCUAGCAACCAGCCUGGCCCGAGGCAGAUGCUUCCAUCUCAGGUCAUGAAUAUGGGGCCAUCUGAGUUGGAGAUGAACAUUGGAGGACCUCAGUACAGCCAACAGCAGGCUCCUCCAAAUCAGACUGCACCAUGGCCAGACAGCAUCUUGCCUAUAGACCAGGCAACUUUUGGUGGUCAGAACAGGCAACCGUUUGGCAGCUCACCAGAUGAUCUCUUGUGUAAUCAUCCUUCAUCAGAAUCACCGAGUGAUGAAGGUGCUCUCCUGGAUCAGCUUUAUAUGGCAUUAAGAAACUUUGAUGGCUUAGAAGAAAUCGACAGAGCUCUGGGAAUACCAGAACUCGUUAGCCAGAGCCAGGCUGUGGACCCAGAGACUUUCCCCGGCCAGGACUCAAGCAUGCUGUUGGAGCAGAAGGCUCAGGUUUUCUCCCAGCAGUACACAGCUCAGGCUCAGAUGGCUCAGGGCAGCUACGCGCCCAUGCAGGACCCCAGCUUCCACGCCAUGGGGCAGCGCCCUGGCUACGCCGCCCUGCGCAUGCAGCCCCGGCCCGGCCUACGGCCCGCCAGUAUCAUCCAGAGCCAGCCCAACCAGCUGCGGCUCCAGCUGCAGCACCGUCUCCAGGCACAGCAGAAUCGGCAGCCACUGAUAAAUCAGAUCAGCAAUGUCUCCAAUAUGAACCUGUCUUUGAGGCCCGGGGUGCCAACGCAGGGCCCCAUCAACGCACAGAUGCUGGCACAGAGGCAACGGGAGAUCCUGAGCCAGCACCUGCGGCAGCGGCAGAUGCAGCAGCAGCAGCAGGUGCAGCAGCGGACACUGAUGAUGCGAGGGCAGGGCUUGAGCAUGACCCCCAGCAUGGUUGCUACUGGGGGCAUACCAGCAACUAUGAGCAACCCGCGGAUCCCACAGGCGAACACGCAGCAGUUCCCAUUUCCUCCAAACUAUGGAAUCAGUCAGCAGCCUGAUCCAGGCUUCACAGGGGCCACCACUCCUCAGAGUCCACUGAUGUCCCCAAGACUGGCUCAUACACAAAGCCCCAUGAUUCAGCAGACUCAGGCUAACCCUGCCUAUCAGUCCUCUACAGAGAUGAAUGGGUGGGCACAAGGGAAUAUGGGUGGAAACAGCAUGUUUUCACAACAGUCCCCACCACAUUUUGGGCAGCAAGCAAGCACCAGCAUGUACAAUAAUAACAUGAACAUCAAUGUAUCCAUGGCAACCAACACAAGUGGUAUGAACAACAUGAACCAGAUGACAGGGCAGAUCAGCAUGACCUCAGCGACCUCUGUGCCUACAUCAGGGUUGUCCUCCAUGGGUCCUGAGCAGGUUAAUGAUCCUGCUAUGAGGGGAGGCAAUCUGUUUCCAAACCAGCUGCCUGGAAUGGAUAUGAUAAAGCCGGAUGGAGAUGCAACACGGAAAUAUUGCUGACCCUGAGGGUGGUGUGGUUGCUCCUUUCUCCAGCUGAGCGGGCGCCCGGCCCCACACCCUUCCCAGUUGGAGGAGCUGCACCCAUUUGUUGUGCCGCAGCCAUGCCGGCGCCCAGUGCCGCUGGGCCCAGCCCUGCUCUCCGCGGGGCCUCGUGCCGGGAGCAGCCUCCUCUUCGACAGUCUGAGGCUAUAGCGUACAGACAUUGCUCAGUCUGUUCACUGCAUUCACCUUAGUGCAACUUAGAUCUCUCCUGCGAAGUAAAUGUUGACAGGCAGUUUUCAUAAACCAUGUCAGAUUGAA
Molecule: messenger RNA, 4701 nt
Organism: Coturnix japonica (Japanese quail)
Lineage: Eukaryota; Metazoa; Chordata; Aves; Galliformes; Phasianidae
Gene: NCOA2
Product: nuclear receptor coactivator 2
Biological process (GO): positive regulation of transcription by RNA polymerase II; cellular response to hormone stimulus
Cellular component (GO): nucleus
Molecular function (GO): protein dimerization activity; nuclear receptor binding
Source: RefSeq, marked provisional